Messenger RNA from Fusarium mangiferae, 1323 nucleotides. RefSeq lists its product as uncharacterized. The coding region runs from base 1 to 1323 and encodes 440 amino acids. The record is from RefSeq and is a predicted model, not a curated record. NCBI's taxonomy places the organism in Eukaryota, Fungi, Ascomycota, Sordariomycetes, Hypocreales, Nectriaceae. The transcript has 3 exons.
AUGGCCUCUACUCUCGAAGCUACCGGCGCUCCAGCCGCUCGCAUCACCUCUACUGCUUCCACCAUUGCGGACUAUGCUUAUCCUUAUGGCCACCUGGGACACUUGACGCAGAAGCAGGAGGAGGCUUUUGUCCAGUUUAAGAAGGUCCUUGAGGAGAGGGGCCUUUUGAAAGUUGGACCUCCGCCUUCUCAUGAUGACCCUUUGAUCUUGCGAUACUUGCGCGCGCGAAGAUGGAAUGUCGAGGAUGCGUAUCAGCAGUUCAAAGAGACAGAAGAUUGGCGCAAGGCAAAUGAUCUGGACGUUUUAUACGACACCAUUGAUCUAAGCGCCUACGAUUUCAGCCGUCGCCUGUACCCCCAAUGGACCGGCCGACGCGACCGCCGCGGAAUUCCCCUCUAUGUCUUUGAAGUCAAGACCCUCGACUCCAAGACCGUCCACGAGUAUGAAAAGGUCGGCGCAUCGAGUACCUUUUCCAAAGCCAAGUCCGACGGCAAGACGCCAAACGGCCUGCUGCGCUUAUUCGCUCUGUACGAGAACUUGACACGCUUCAACAUGCCUUUCUGCACACAACUCCUCGACCGCGAGCACCCCGAGGUUCCUAUCACAUUGAGCACAAACAUUGUGGAUAUUUCGGGCGUCGGGUUGAAGCAGUUCUGGAAUCUUAAGCAGCAUAUGCAGGCUGCUUCACAAUUAGCUACUGCACAUUACCCCGAGACGCUGGAUCGCAUAUUCGUGAUUGGUGCGCCGGCGUUUUUCAGUACCGUUUGGGGUUGGAUCAAGCGCUGGUUCGAUCCUAUUACUGUGUCCAAGAUUUUCAUCCUCGGUCACCAUGAGGUGAAGAGUGUGCUUGAGCAGUACAUUGAGCCACGAAACAUUCCUAAGAAGUAUGGUGGUGAGCUUGACUACAAAUUUGGAGAACUCGGUAACCCCGAUCCUAACUGGGAGGGUGUCGUCGAGUUUGAGAAUGGACACAAGACGUUCCCUAGCGGACCGUUAUUGUGGGAGGAGGACACCAAUGGAAGACUGGUCUGUAUGGCUAAGGGUUCCAAGGACGGCCAACCUCGAAACGAGAGAAUCUGCACAAUUCCCAAGACUUUCGGUCUCGCUCCCGUGGUAGAAAUCUCAAGCGGUGAAACAGCCGUCGAAACACCAGCGGAAACCAACGACGCAGCCGCCCUCAACGGAAACGGCCACCCCGUAUCUCCUCAAGGAACACAUGAUGAUGGUGUUCAAACCGAUGAUGCUCUUUUGAGCGGCGAUGUGAACGAGAAGCUGAAGCUGCAGGACGAUAAGCCUGUCACGACACAGACGGCUACUGCGUGA